Messenger RNA from Anguilla anguilla (European eel), 1784 nucleotides. RefSeq names its product solute carrier family 25 member 33-like. The record is from RefSeq and is a predicted model, not a curated record. The coding region runs from base 142 to 1086 and encodes 314 amino acids. The transcript has 7 exons. Gene Ontology annotation, cellular component: mitochondrion. Gene Ontology annotation, biological process: pyrimidine nucleotide import into mitochondrion. Gene Ontology annotation, molecular function: pyrimidine nucleotide transmembrane transporter activity. Lineage: Eukaryota; Metazoa; Chordata; Actinopteri; Anguilliformes; Anguillidae.
UGCGCAGUAGGAGUUCCUGACCAAACGCCGGGUGUAAAAAAGGUGGAACAGCGAGACCAAGGUUACUAGGCUUGUGUGAUAGCUGGAGCGAAGUUUAUACAUUUUCUUUUCUUAUUUGUUGAGUGUUAUGAGAGCUUGAAAAUGGCACAGAAAGAUACGUUUUUACAUCUGUUCGCUGGAGGGUGUAGCGGUACGGUUGGAGCCAUCGUGACCUGCCCAUUGGAGGUGCUGAAGACCAGGCUGCAGUCUUCGGGGCUCACCCUCAGACCCGUGUUCCAGGUCCAGUUGGGAACUCUGAAUGGUGCCGGUGUGAUUAGACCCGCAUCCAUGACGCCAGGUCUGCUGCAAGUCUUGAGGUCAAUUUUGGAAAAAGAGGGAUCGAGAUCUCUUUUCCGAGGCCUGGGACCAAACCUUGUAGGAGUGGCGCCUUCGAGAGCCAUUUACUUUGCUGCAUAUUCCAAGUCGAAGGAGAAGCUGAACAGGGUCUUCAUUCCCAACAGUGGGCUGGUGCACAUGUCCUCAGCUGGCUUUGCAGCCUUUGUUACAAACUCCUUGAUGAACCCUGUAUGGAUGGUGAAGACCAGAAUGCAACUGGAAAAAAGGGCGCGAGGGGAGAAGAAGAUGAACGCGCUGCAGUGUGCGCGGCACGUGUACAGGACGGAGGGCGCGCGCGGCUUCUACCGCGGCCUGACGGCGUCGUACGCCGGCAUCUCCGAGACCAUGAUCUGCUUCCUCAUCUACGAGACGCUGAAGAAGCACCUGGCCGACAGCCGGCUCCUCUCGCACGGCAGCGGGAACAACAAGGGCGCGUCGGACUUCCUGGGCCUCAUGGGCGCCGCCGCCGUUGCCAAGGGCUGCGCCUCCUGCAUAGCCUACCCACACGAGGUGAUCCGCACGAGGCUAAGAGAAGAGGGCAGCAAGUAUAAGCACUUCUUCCAGACGGGGCGGCUGGUGUUCAUGGAGGAGGGCUACGCCGCUUUCUAUAGAGGACUGAUUCCGCAGCUCAUCCGACAGAUUCCCAACACAGCCAUCGUGCUCUCUUCCUACGAGCUCAUUGUCCACCUGCUAGGCGAUGGCUCCCAUUGACAGGAAGGAGGCUCCUCUGAUAGCUGAUUGGACUGAAUGGGAGCUGGAAAGAGGACUUCCUGCUCGCCAGCUACAUCACAUGCAGGACAAUUAAAAGUGUUCCAAGAGGAGGACAGUGGCCACUCCUUUUUCAGACGCAUCUGUAGGAACGCUUCCUGGAAGGGACAAUGACACAGAAUUGUAUGUUGUAAAUUUAUGUAAGGAAAAAAAUAUUUAUUUUCAUUUAUUUCUUAUUUUGUUUGUUUGUUUGUUAAAUAUCCAAAGGAAAUGGGUUUACCACUUUGAGAACAAAAUCUAUUUAAAAAUAUGCCAAAAUAAUGCACAUAAUUGAAGGAAACACCGAAGAUUGUUUGUUAGAGGCCACCACAAAGAGCACUGCACCCUGAAUAUAAAUAAUAAUCUGUCUGUCUAUCAUGUAGCAAAAUGUUUGGACAUUAAAUCGGAUGCAAGAUCGUGUGAGUAAAAUGGCCUUUACUCUGAUUGGGUUCAACAGUUUGCUCACAUGGUAAAUAUUCACGUUCUUCCUAUGGGGAUGUUUGUUUAGUUCAGAACACUUGAAGCUGAUUAACCUGUUCGUUCAGGACCUCAACCACACGGGUACUACCUGGAAUUUAAUUUAAUCUGUGACCGUUUUUGUUUGCUCUUUAUCCCUGAUGUUUUUUGAUAACAAAAAAUAAAUAAUUUUAUAUUACACAAAA